This is a messenger RNA of Vitis riparia (riverbank grape), 955 nucleotides long. RefSeq lists its product as uncharacterized. The record is from RefSeq and is a predicted model, not a curated record. NCBI's taxonomy places the organism in Eukaryota, Viridiplantae, Streptophyta, Magnoliopsida, Vitales, Vitaceae. The transcript has 2 exons. The coding region runs from base 328 to 657 and encodes 109 amino acids.
CAGUUGUUUCUUCUAUUCAAUCCUCAUCUCUCUAUAACUUCUCCACACCCUCCUCCUCCCCAUACAUUUAAUUAAGAAUUAAUUAGAGCUAACCUCAUCCCUCUCCGAUUCAGUAUAUAUAGUAGGCUUAGAGGUCCAAUCACAGCAGACACAAGGACCCCAGGUCGAUUGUGGGGUAGCUAGCUACCAUUGGGCCUGUUUCUCUUUUUUAUUUCUAUUUCUGAUUCUUCUUCCAUUGAAUUACUCCAACAGUCAUCUCUUCCAUUUGGUUGGCCAGAGUUUCUUGAUCUUAACUCUUAAGACAGGUAAAGCAGAGCAUAGAGAAAUAUGAAGAGAAAGGCCAAUCCUCCGCUGGAUUUGAAGCUGAACCUGUCGCCACCAAGGCCGAAUCCCCAAGUGGAAUCGCCAAAGUUAUCGGCUUCUUCAGAGGUGUCGCCCAGGAGCUCAUGCGUUUCGAUGGAGCUGAGCUCGGAAGAGACCCAGACCCACCCCCACCAAUUGAACAGUCCUGAGGCAACUUCCAUGGUUCUUGUGGGGUGUCCCAGAUGCCUCAUGUAUGUGAUGCUAUCAGAGGUGGAUCGGAAAUGCCCCAAAUGCAAGAGCACCGUUUUGCUUGAUUUCCUCAAUGAAGAAGACACCAAACAAACCAGAAACUGAGGAUCUCACAUGGACCCUGCUUCUCCUCCUGCUUCAUGGUGCGCCUUAACGACUUCUCCACCUCCUCCUAGUUUUUAGGAUUUUUUUUUUUUUUUUUUUGUUAAUUUUUAAUUUUCAUUCCGAGAGCUUUCCUUCUGCUUUUCUCUAUCAUGGGUUUAGUUGCCCAUUAGACUCAGGAAAGAAAAAGAAAAGUCGGAAUUGAGUUGGGUAAUGUAAGCUUUAGAAUUUUCUUCUCUUUUCCCAUGUCAUCUUUGCAACCAAAAAUAGUUUUAUGCUUUCCUCCUUAAGAAUUAACCAA